AUGAGUCACCAAGCAGUCGCAAACAGCCGUGUGGCGAGUGCCUGGUCUGCGGGAGAGCACGAGAGUGCUGUACCCCAGAAAACGUCUGUUGACGCAUCAGCACGAACCGACGAGGCUUCCAGGGACCUGGCUUAUCAGUUUCUUAGAACGAACCGCACCGCUCGCCGUGUGGUGUUCGUCGACGACGAUUACUCCGUCACACCCACCAGAUGCGCGUCAUCAAGAGAUCGCGUCACCUUCUCCUUCGAAUCUACUCGGCCCGAAAGCCGGCGUCACUCGUCCUUCGAGCUGGGGACAACCUCGGGCCUGGCGUACCGCGUCAAAGAACAGCCCAACAAUCCGAGGAAGCAUCAGCGGGGGAGCCCUUCGCUCGAUGACGUGGAAGAACAGAUGGAUUCUACGGAGGAGAGGCACUGCAAGAGGGUUUCGGGCGACUCGGGCUAUGGCUCCGACUCACGGCGUCGACGCCGCGAGCAAAGACGAGCUGAUUCCGAUGCGCAGAGAGUCAACAUUGAGAUGCUCUCCAACAAGUCCAAGGUGGUUGUCACGAGCUGCCCGGCAUCCGACUCCGACAGCGACGAGACCUUGGGCAUCCCUAGACGGCCCAGGAGACGCCUCCGACGGCACAGCUUGGCAGCAGCCACCGAGACCAUCAGCGAUGCGACAUCGGUGGCACCAAAUGAGCACCAGCAAUCAGUCGUGGAGACUACUGGUCUGACACGUUCUCCAUCCCAUUCGCCCAAAGGAUUACGACGAGUCAAAGGGACAACUACUUUGCGGCCAGAGAUCGAUCCUCAGCCUCGGCCACCGAGGCCGGGGAUCAAGACCACGACCGAACCCAACACCUGUGUUUCGAACAGCCCUCAAGCCCGCAUACCAAGCCUCCUCCUCAAGACCUCGACGUGGUCUCCUACCAGCCAAGGCACAGCUCGACCCAUGGUCCAGAGACAGCCGCGGCCGGUAUCUGGACCGCCCGCAUUGCCCGUAAACGGGCAUUCAACGGCCGUGCCGAAACUGGUGUUCUCGUCCGUCGAAGAGCAGUACGAAGUGUUCAACGAAAGCGGCGAUGAGUCCUCUGUGGAAUCCGGCAUGUUCUCGGUACCGAAUUCCCCGAUUGAGCCCUUUCAACUUGAUGACGAUGAUCCGUUCGUGCCGCACUUGGAUGCUGUCGUCACCUUCGCGUUCGACCGUUUCAGAGACUGGCAAGCCCGGCAAAGGGGGCAAAGUGGAAUGCAGGAAGGACGAAGUCAGGCUCGACGGGUCAGCUUCAACACGAAUGACUCUGGCCGCUCUUCGAGAAAGCGAUCGCACUCCGGCCUCCCCGAUGACCCUGCUUCAGACGACGACAUCCAGCUGGUUCCAGGACACAAGAGGCCGAAGGUCCCCGCGCCUCCUGCGAGGACGCUCGCCUGUCCCUUCUGGAAGAAAGACCCCGAAAACCACCGGCAGUGCUACAAGAAGGUCCUCAGCAAGAUCAAAUACGUCAAGACCCAUCUGUACCGCUUCCAUGCCGCCCCGAUCACCUGCCCCUGUUGCGGUGCCGAGUUCCAGAGCGAGGAUGUGCGAGACGAGCACCUGCGGGCCAGGCGCUGCGAGGUCGUGGAGCCGGUCUGCAUCGCGAACCGCGGGGGCUUGGCUCCCGGGCGGAUGAGGCAGGUCUCGAAACGAGCGGAUCCGAGGCACACCGAAGAGGAGCAGUGGUUCGUGAUUUGGGACACCAUCUUCCCCAACACCCCGCGUCCCUCCUCGGCCUACAUCGACGGCGUCCUCUCCGAAGACGUCUGCAGCUUCCACGAAUUCCUCGCCAACUCUGGCAACGACAUUGUCGUCGGCUACUUCAGCGCCCACGACCCCGACUUCGCACGCGGAGACAGGGCAAGCCUGUACGAACGCUUCGUCAGGGACGGGGUGCUCGAGAGGAUCUACGAGGAGUGGGCCGCCCGGAGGGGCCUGCGGCAGCCGCCCCACGACGCAAUCGACCUCACGCCGCCGCAGUCGGAUCCCACCGAGUCCGAGAACCCGAGCCGCGCGUCCUCGGCGCACGGGAACUCGUUCUCACAAGGACCCUCGCAGACGCGCCCGGCGGAGGACAUCCAGCCCGUGCCGGCGACCGACCUGCAGUUCGCCGGCCAGGGGUUCGGGGAGUUCGACUUCGGGAUCGGCUUGCGCUACGACUCGCGCGAGCAGGACCUUCUCCUCGACGACCUCGAGAGUAUGUUUUCCGGCGCGGACCAGCAGCACGGCUGGGGAGGCCCCUCGGCGACGUCGUCCAUGAAGUAG
Molecule: messenger RNA, 2280 nt
Organism: Colletotrichum higginsianum IMI 349063
Lineage: Eukaryota; Fungi; Ascomycota; Sordariomycetes; Glomerellales; Glomerellaceae
Product: Het domain protein
Exons: 1
Coding region: 1-2280 (759 amino acids)
Source: RefSeq, a predicted model, not a curated record